UCUGACAGCUGACAGGUGGCAACACCAUCAAAACAAAACCACGAUUGCGGACCGCUGCAAACGCGCACUUCCAUCGCGAGAGAGCGUAAAUAAACACGCAAAAUGUUACAAAUCACUUCACUCCUUCGUGUGGUUAGCAUUAAAACACUAGCAACUAAUGGUAGUUCCUUCGUUCGUGCCUCCACAACUUGUGUUCCACAAAAUCGGACCAUCCACACAGCGCUACAAAGCAUUCGGUACGAUACAUCGGCACCACCACCAGCACCACCUAUCCUCGCUACACCAGCAUCCGUUCGACACUAUGCCAAGGGUAAGGAUAAAAAGAAAGACAAAAAGGGUGCCCCGGCAAAGGUGCAAAUCAACGAAGAGCAGCUAGGCAACCUCAUCGACCUGGAAGGCCUGCGGACACAGAUGGAAAAGAGUCUGGCCGCUAUGAAGGAUGAUUACGUGAAGAAUCUUUCACUUCGCUCUACUACCGGCUCCAUCGAAACACUACGCAUCACGUACGAGGGUAAAGACUAUCAGCUGCAGGAGCUGGGCCAGGUGGUGCGUAAAAACCCCAAAACACUCGUCGUCAAUCUGGUCUCGUUUCCGCAAACCAUCCCGGUCGUGCUGCAAGCCAUCCAGCGCAGUGGAAUGAACCUGAACCCGCAGCAGGACGGCACGACACUGUUCAUACCGGUGCCAAAAGUGACGCGCGAACAUCGCGAAGGGCUGGCAAAGAAUGCCAAGGUGCUGUUCAUCAAGUGUCGCGAUCGCAUCAAGGACGCCCAGAACCAAUCGAUCAAGAAGCUCAAAAAGCAGUCCAACGUUUCCGAGGAUGAGGCGUUUCAGGCGCAGACACAAAUUACUGCCAUUGCCGACGGGUUCGUUAAGGAGGCGGAGAAAAUAAUGGAGCUCAAACAGUCGGAGUUGCUGGGAGACAAAUAAUGAUGCUUACGUUGUGCUGCCACACGCACACACACACACAGCAAUAGUGAUGCCCAGAUUGAAUAAAGUAAAUGAUAGCAUUCAAACACCGAGCAA
Molecule: messenger RNA, 1026 nt
Organism: Anopheles stephensi (Asian malaria mosquito)
Lineage: Eukaryota; Metazoa; Arthropoda; Insecta; Diptera; Culicidae
Gene: mRRF1
Product: ribosome-recycling factor, mitochondrial
Exons: 1
Coding region: 103-930 (275 amino acids)
Biological process (GO): translation
Cellular component (GO): mitochondrion
Molecular function (GO): ribosomal large subunit binding
Source: RefSeq, a predicted model, not a curated record